Schizosaccharomyces octosporus yFS286 is the source of this 823-nucleotide messenger RNA. RefSeq names its product anaphase-promoting complex subunit Apc14. The transcript has a single exon. Lineage: Eukaryota; Fungi; Ascomycota; Schizosaccharomycetes; Schizosaccharomycetales; Schizosaccharomycetaceae. The coding region runs from base 295 to 618 and encodes 107 amino acids. The record is from RefSeq and is a predicted model, not a curated record.
GGACAAAGGAAAUACUCUUGGAAGCACUACGAACCGUACUUUUUUAUUUUUAGAAACUUGUUUCUUUUACGUUCAUCAAAUUUAUUUUUUUGUUUUCUACACCGUUAACGUCGUUGAGAUUGAAAGAAAGGCCCUAGGAAACUGCUUCUAGCAGAAAAGCGCCAUUCAACUCAUGAUUGUAUGGCAAUAACUUGUUUAAUUACCUUGCGACUGUUGCUGGUUGUAUUCUUUUGAUUAUUCAUCCAGACCUUGCGGAGCUAAUUGCUUCUCAUUUUCGUCUGCGUUCUGUUUCAAAUGGACCCAUUUUCCAGUCAAGGUCCUCCAAAAAGUUAUUGUUCCUUUGGGAACGUUUUUCAACGGCUUUCCAUGGCCCACUCUACAAAACCAACCAUCCGAAAGGCGUUUGUCCUACCUCAUUCAUCUGAAGCUAUUGAUUUCUGGAAUUAUCGUGAUAUUAUAGCUGGCGAUGAAGCUGAGCAAGAACGACAAGAACGAGCCAACCGUAUCGCUAUGACAAGAAUUGCAGCAAGCAAAAGCUCUGCACCAGAGUAUCACCAAGCUAUUCUCCGAAAUCUUACCAGCCACGUACAAAAACUAGAUCAAUUGUCAGAAUGGUAAGCCUCAUUCACUGUUCCACCGUCCGUUCGUCCAACUCGAAAAAAAGAUUGACAAACUAACGGAAAUUAUCAUGUCACUUUUUGUUUUGCAUUAGCAGCAUUAGACUAGUCUCGAAGAAAAAGAAAAGUUAUCAAUUCUCAUCCAUGUUUUGGUUAUUCAAAGGCGUUAGGCUUAUACAUAUCUAUGCUUGUAUGGAGUUUGUACA